UAGAGUGAGGGAGAGAGAGAGAGGAGGGAGAGGCCCAUUUGAUUUCAAAUGCUUUGGUGGGUUAUAAUGUGUUUUGAUUGAUUGGGAAGGGGAGAGAGAGAGAGGGAGGGAGAGAGAGAGAUCAGAAAGACUUUGGGUCCUCUGUUUUACUUGUAAAUAUCUGCACUGAGAGGAGGAGAGGAAAAAGAGAUGGUUGCAAGAACCCCACCCAAGCUGAGAAAGAUGGUGGCACCUCUCAACCCUGUUCUAGUGAGAGAAACUCUCAAGAAGGUGGAUCGGUGCAUGGCGAGAUUGGAGGAGCUGCAGUACACGGUGGCCGGCGGGAGGAAAGUGGUGGCCGGUGUCAAUUUGAGCCCCCGAAGCACUCGAGGUUAUAUCAAGACGAGCGUCAGGUGCAAGCAAGAAUCGAUCAGGAUCAAGAACUCUUCGCUGAAAAUAUCUCCAGUGGGCAAGUUUCCUCCAGCUGCAGCAGGAGAAUGGCGUAGGAUGUCCCUACCAGCAAUGCUGGUGGGUGAAACGGUGGGAGAAAUUCUCCAAGCUAGCAAAUUCGCCAGAGAAAUUCUAGCUGCUGUUGCUCCUAAACCCAAUCUUGUUGACGACCCGAAAACUCCGAUGACCCAAUCCAAGAAGCAAAGACCGAUGCACCACCCCGAAGACUCCGAGCUAAGGACUAGAAGAAAGAGGGAGAAACAGAACAAGUUGAGGUCAGAACCCAAAUCGCCGACUCUCCAGAGAGCACGGUCACGAAUCAACUUCAAAGUCUCUCCUCCGAAGCAAAGAGAGAGCGAGAGAGAUAAUAACAGAUACAUGGCCAACAGGGUUUCCCCUAGAAACAGGCCUUGGGCUAAAAAGACUGUCCUUUUCCCCAACCCUUUGUUCCUCCCCGCAACACCUGCCGCAACACAGAAGUUUUGCAAGACGAGGUCUCCGGUGAUAGCCAGAAAGAACGUCGAAACUCCACACAAGUUCUUGAUCAAGUCACCACACUCACCUUCCAAGUUCCAAGUCAAGAUCAAGAGCCCCCCGAAAGUUUGUAUCUCCCCAACAAGAGCUUUGAGCUUGAGCAAGAAGUCGCCUAAGCCAUCAACCGCUGCGAAAUUGCGGAGGUCUUUCUCGCCUUCAAGAUUGGUAAAUAGAUUGAUGUCCCCAUUGAAAAGCAGGAAAUGUGUGCUAAAAAGCGAUAGUGGGUUGAUGAUGAGCGGACUGAAACAGCGCCCUGCUGUUUCGACAACACCAAUCCGAUUUGCUAGUCACAAUAGAAUUCCACUGAGGGGUUAAAGCUUAUAUUUAUGCACUGGUUGAUGUGAAGAAAGGUAUCUUUCGUUGGAGAAAUGUUUUCAUAGUCCAUUCUUUGUUAUCUCACCUGCGAGGUACUUUCGUAAAUAACUCAUUUGUUCAUUGUUUUCCUGGUGUGUUCUGCUACAGUGGUAAAUGAUAUAGAACUUUGUGAUGCAUUGCAGUUCUCAAUGGUAUAGAGCUCUACUUUGACUUCUGAAUCUA
Messenger RNA from Eucalyptus grandis, 1500 nucleotides. Its product is annotated as probable microtubule-binding protein TANGLED. The transcript has 4 exons. NCBI's taxonomy places the organism in Eukaryota, Viridiplantae, Streptophyta, Magnoliopsida, Myrtales, Myrtaceae. Gene Ontology annotation, molecular function: microtubule binding. Gene Ontology annotation, biological process: regulation of phragmoplast microtubule organization. The record is from RefSeq and is a predicted model, not a curated record. The coding region runs from base 190 to 1278 and encodes 362 amino acids.